Molecule: messenger RNA, 786 nt
Organism: Carassius carassius (crucian carp)
Lineage: Eukaryota; Metazoa; Chordata; Actinopteri; Cypriniformes; Cyprinidae
Exons: 3
Coding region: 54-530 (158 amino acids)
Biological process (GO): negative regulation of double-strand break repair via nonhomologous end joining
Source: RefSeq, a predicted model, not a curated record
AAAACAUUCAAUGAAGAGGUUCAAAAGAACACGAAAAACAAACCCAAAACUGCAUGAUAAUGUCUGAAAAGCAUAGAAACCUUCCUUCCUGGAUGGUGAAAUCCGACGUUCAAAGAAGCAAAGACAAUGAAGCGGUGAUGAAGAAAACGCGUGCAACCACAAAAAGUACAGCGAAGAAGCGGCUCAAAAGUGUCAAGUAUUGGAUGAACGAGCGGGAGCUCGUGGAAACAGCGAUCGUCCUUUUGAAGGAUGAUGAGGCAUGUGCUAAAGAUGCAAUGCAAGCCCCAGAGGAGCUGAGGAUCAUUCCGGAGACAGAUGAAGACGCGUCAGACCCGGAUGUGCAGGACAGAAGAUGUGUUUCAGACAUCGCAGAGCAGGAGACUGUGCCAUAUGGAAACUACAUGGAAGAAAGAGCCUGUACAAAAGCAGACUGCCAUCUGAAACCUCCUCCUGAUGGUUCAGGAGCUUCUGAGAAGCACGAUGUGGAUGAUGAGGCUCUUGAACUUGUUCGCGAGAUUUUUUUCAAAUAAUUUAAACCUGAAGACACAAAGUUUAGUGCUAGCAAACAUAAUUUUAUCAAGAUUUAAAGUGAUACUUCAUAAUUUAGUCAUCCUCAUGUCACUGCAAACCUGCUUGGUUUUCUUCUGUGGAGCACAAAAGGUGAUAAUUUGAAGAAUGUCCUGGUCACUCUUUUCCAUGCAGUUACAGUGAAUGCCAAUUUUCAACCUACAAAGGGCCCCCCCAAAAAAGGCCUAAUAAGUUGGUUUUGGGACCACAUGAGGGUGA